GGCCGACGCUCUCAGCCCGUCGGUUCCCGAGCGCCUUCCCGGUGACCCCGCAGUGGGUGUGUGAGGGGAGGACGGACAGACCCACCAGACGCCGCCGGACCAGGAGGACGCUGACGAGGCACCAUGCGUGAGAUCGUGCACAUCCAGGCGGGCCAGUGCGGCAACCAGAUCGGCGCCAAGUUUUGGGAGGUCAUCAGUGAUGAACAUGGGAUUGACCCCACUGGCAGUUACCAUGGAGACAGUGAUUUGCAGCUGGAGAGAAUCAAUGUUUACUACAAUGAAGCCACUGGUAACAAAUAUGUUCCGCGGGCCAUCCUUGUGGAUCUGGAGCCAGGCACGAUGGAUUCGGUUAGGUCUGGACCAUUCGGCCAGAUCUUCAGACCAGACAAUUUCGUGUUUGGCCAGAGCGGAGCUGGGAAUAACUGGGCCAAGGGCCACUACACAGAGGGAGCCGAGCUGGUUGACUCGGUCCUGGACGUGGUGAGGAAGGAGUCAGAGAGCUGUGACUGUCUCCAGGGCUUCCAGCUGACCCACUCUCUGGGGGGCGGCACCGGGUCCGGGAUGGGCACCCUGCUCAUCAGCAAGAUCCGGGAAGAGUACCCAGACCGCAUCAUGAACACCUUCAGCGUCAUGCCCUCACCCAAGGUGUCAGACACCGUGGUGGAGCCCUACAACGCCACCCUCUCUGUCCACCAGCUGGUGGAAAACACAGAUGAAACCUACUGCAUUGAUAACGAGGCCCUGUACGACAUCUGCUUCCGCACCCUGAAGCUGACCACCCCCACCUACGGGGACCUCAACCACCUGGUGUCGGCCACCAUGAGCGGGGUCACCACCUGCCUGCGCUUCCCGGGCCAGCUGAACGCAGACCUGCGCAAAAAGACCACAGGAUAA
Molecule: messenger RNA, 894 nt
Organism: Rhinopithecus roxellana (golden snub-nosed monkey)
Lineage: Eukaryota; Metazoa; Chordata; Mammalia; Primates; Cercopithecidae
Product: tubulin beta-2 chain-like
Exons: 5
Coding region: 124-894 (256 amino acids)
Biological process (GO): microtubule cytoskeleton organization; mitotic cell cycle
Cellular component (GO): cytoplasm; microtubule
Molecular function (GO): GTP binding; GTPase activity; structural constituent of cytoskeleton
Source: RefSeq, a predicted model, not a curated record